AAGGCCGAAGCCUCUGUGAAUUUUCGCCUUGCCAUGGGUGUGGCUGCCUCUGGCGAGUGCCAGGGACGAUGCGGCGGCCACGCUUGCACCACGGCGGAACCACUGGAGAUUGAGUCCAUUGGUCCAAGGCCAGUUCAAGAGCAGACGGAGGACGAUGCUGAAUUCGCCACAGCCGAAGACCUUCCUCAAACAAGGGGGCAACUUCGCCUGGAGACAAAGCAGCAGCUGGAUUUGGAUGCUGAGCUGGCUCGUGGCAUCCCAUUGCACCAUGCGUUGAGAACCGGCCGUCUUUGGAGGCUAUCGCCGAUAGACAUGGCGCUCCAGGAACGCGACAGGCUUUGGCACCUUUCUUCCCCAGUCAAGAAGUAUGACCUUUUCCUCUCACACACCUGGCAGUCUUCUGGGACUCAGAAAUACCUCGCACUCCUGCUGCAGUUUGCCUGUCCACUGGUUUUCGGCGCGUGGGCCGUUGCGGCUGCGCUCGCGUUCGGCCUUGGCGUCAUGGACAUGUUGCCCUCGCCUUUUCAAGCGAAGUACUUGUUUGCGAACUCUGGCGUUUCGGAGCCUGUCCCUUUGGGAUGCUGGAUCUUGCUCAGCAACCUCGUCUCCCUUUGCACAUUCUUUGCGUGGCCCUACCUACCACAGCCAACUUCAAAGAGGUGCUUUCUGGAUGCCGUCAGCAUCAAUCAAGUGGAUCAACAGUUGAUGCAAAGAGGUGUGUACGGAAUCGGAGGGUUCCUGAGCAUAUCCCAAGAAUUACGUAUACUGUGGACACCUCAGUACCUUUCAAGACUUUGGUGCGUGUUUGAGAUCGCCAUGUACCGCAAGGCCAACCCCUCUGGCAAAAUUACGUUGGCUCCCGUCUACGUCGAAGUUGUGGCCUUGUGUUUAUGGUUGACAAUGGUCCUGCUGAUGUUUGUGCAGUGGUCAACAUGGAUCCUGGGUGUGACAACAAACUUGGCGAUUGGUGCAUUACUCUUCUCUGGCGUGCCGGUCUGCUGGGCCAUUCAGAGAUUGCGUAGAAGUGCGUACAUCGAGCGCCAGCUGUGGCUCGGCUUGGCGGAGUUUGACUUGCAGACUGCUGGGUGCAGAAUGGAGUUUGACAAGCGCUUCGUGCACGAAAGCAUCGCACAGUGGUACGGUAGUACUGGGGCCUUCACAGAAUACGUGCGCGGGCCCUUGCGACAGGAGCUAGCCCCAUCCUUCAGAUUGCCUUGCAUAUACUAUCUUGCGAUUAUGACACCUCUAAUGAGUGCAGGUUUGGAGGAGCUCUUAUCCCUAGUCAAGUCUCAGGAGCCGUGGCAGAGCCUUGUCGCGCUCGUGCUCGGGCGCACGAUUUCCAUGCCGGUGUCACUGGUGCUGAGCUUCAAAUUUGCCAUGUAUAUGUGUACGCGAUUUGCCGAUCCACACCCCAAAUAUUGGGUCGACUUGAUGCGCUCCUUGUGGAUAGUUUUCUCCUGCACGCUUCUCGCAGUUCUUGGAGUGAUGUUAAGCCUUCGAACUCGGCGCAUUGGCAUUGGCGCUUCUGUACUUUGGGGCCUAGCGCAACUCGGGCUUGCGUUCUGGUCCUUCAGACGGCAAGCUGCUAGAGCUUCUUAGACGGAUCUCGGAGCUGCCUUCCAAAAGUGAUCGACUUUGUCGCGCUGAAGCUUGUAGCGAGCUGAUGGCGGAAUUAGAGAGUGAAGAGAUGCAAUUGGAUACGUGGCAACUCGAUGGUGGGCUCAGCCCGCUUGAACACUUGCUUGCUUCCCAGAGCAGUUUUCGAUGAUUCUUCUUUUCCGAAGCGAAUCAGAUAGAGAGCAGCACUUGUGGCGGGCAUGGUGUGAUGUCCC
Messenger RNA from Effrenium voratum, 1832 nucleotides. The record is from the annotation of a GenBank genome assembly. Lineage: Eukaryota; Dinophyceae; Suessiales; Symbiodiniaceae.